AUGAGACCAGCAGGCCUCCCUGCUGAUUUCGCAAGAGGCCCGCUCCUACUCGUCCACCUGACGCGCUGGGCUUGGCGUGGACUUAGCGAGCGGCGGGCCAUCAUGAUGGACGUAUUCUUCAUCGUUGCGCCGACUGUGGCCUUCUUCGUUGGCGUGAUCGUGGUCCUCUACCUCUACGCCAACAAGAAGGAGGUCGCCGCUCCUUCUACGUCGAAGAAACCCGACACCAAGAAGGAGGUCCCCAAGCAGAAGGACGCCAAGCCCAGCGAGAAGAAGACCAACACCCCCGCUCCCAAGCAGAACGCCACUGCUGCCAAGAAGACCGAGGUCCCCGCCGCUGCCAAGCCCCAGCAGCAGCAGGAGAAGAAGAAGGACGCCGCCCCCGUUCCCUCUACCAAGCCGGCCGCCGCUGAGAAGAAGCAGGCCGAGGCCAAGAAGGCUGAUGCGUCGACGAAGAAGACCGAGGCCCCCGCCACUGCCAAGCCCCAGCAGCAGCAGGAGAAGAAGAAGGACGCUGCCCCCGCCAAGCCGGCCGCCGCUCCCGUCGCUACGAAGAAGGACGCUGUGGCUGAGAAGAAGCCUCAGCAGGCUGAAUCGAAGAAGGCGGUGACGGCUACUUCGCCCACCGCCACCCCGGCGGCUGCGACCAAGAAGACCACCGCUGCUUCGACCCCCGCCCCCUCUACUUCGACUUCGACUUCGACUUCCUCUUCCACCACUACCACUCCCGCCACUCCCGCCACGAAGACGGAAUCGAAGAAGGCCGACGCUGUCACCGCCGAUAAGAAGGAGCAAACCAAGCCGAAGAAGAAAAAGAACAAGAAGAAGGCCGCUGCCGUCCCCGUCGCUGCCACUGUCGCCGCCCCCGCAGCUCUGCCCCCGUCCGUAUCGGCUGAAGAUUAUCAAUUCGCGCUGAGCCUCGACAGCAGGGCGCGCAAUUUCCAGGAGCCCGAUGCGACGACCACCGCCAAGGACAAGGUCGUCAAGAAGGCCAACAAGGAGAAGGACAACAACCACGAUUGGGACAAGGUCAGCACAGCGGGCAAUCAAUUCAAGAAAUUGAAGGAUCGCAUCCGUACCCUCGAGGAGGAGACGGCGAGAUUGACCCGCACGAUCGGCGACGGCAAGAAGCGGAUGGAGGCGUACGUGCACGAGAACGCCAAGCUCCAGGCCAAGACCCGCGAGCUCAAGGCCUCGCUCGACGAGAAGGUGGCCAAGCUCGAGGGCCGCACCGACGAGGAGCUCUCGGCUGACUCCCCCCUCGCCGCGCUGAGCAAGCGCAACUACGUCGCCAACAGCGGCUCGCAGGAGGCCAACUCCCUCCGCGCCGAGAAGGCCGCUCUCCAGGAGCAGGUGCGCGAGCUGCAGGAGACCGUCGACGAGCUCAAGAAGAAGGUCGCCCUCUCGGCCGCCAAGGCCGGCAAGGCCAAGGUCGAGGCCAAGCCUGCUGCCGUCGCCGCUCCCGCUGCUGCCAGCUCGAGCGCCGAGGUCAGCCGCCUGGAGCAGCUCAUCGAGGAGAAGGACCAGGCCUACCGUUCCAGCCAGAGCUAUGCCGGCCAGAUCUCCGCCGAGCUGGAGAGCCUCAAGCAGGCCGAACAGAGUCUCGCCGCUAAGAACGCCGAGCUCGUGGCGGCCCUCCAGAAGCAGAAGGACGAGUCGGCCGACCUGAGCGCUCAGCUCGCCGAUCAGAAGAAGAUCGCCCAGAAGGCCGCGCAGAGCCUCGAGGCCGAGAAGCAGCGUGCCGACGAGGCCGCCGAGGAGCUCAAGGCCGCCCAGGCCAGCGAAGCCGGUGCCGAGGCCGAGGCUGCGCUGAAGCAGGAGCUCGAGGAGGUCCGCGCCAAGCUUGAGGAGCGCGAGGCGCGGGUGACCCAGCUCGAGCAGGAGUCCCUGUCCGGCGGUAACAAGGUUGUAGAAUUAGGCAUGCGCCUGGCUGAGGAGCGAGAGAAGGUCGCCACGCUCGACAAGCAGCUCGAGGAGGCCAAGGCGCUCGAGGGCCAGCUUGAGGAGGAGAAGGCCAAGUCCGCGAGCCUCGAGAAGCAGCUCGGCGAGCUGCAGGGCCAGGCCGCGCAGUCGGACAGCCAGGCCGAGGAGCACAAGGCCGAGGUCGCCAGCCUCAACACACAGCUCGACGACGAGAAGAGCCGCGCUGCCGAUCUCGAGCGACAGCUGAGCGAGCAGAAGGACAAGGCUGCUGACCUCGCCAGCCAGCUCGAGGAGACGAAGAGCCAGGCCGGCGAUUCGGGCAAGCAGAUCGAGGAGGAGCGCGCCAAGGCCGCCGACCUCGCCAAGCAGCUCGAGGCCGAGCAGGCCAAGUCGGCCGACCUCGCCAAGCAGCUCGAGGAGGUAAAGGGCCAGGCCGGCGAUUCCGACAAGCAGAUCGAGGAGGAGCGCGCCAAGGCCGCCGAGUUCGAGCGCCAGCUCGAGGAGGAGAAGACCAAGGCCGCCGACGUCGCCAAGCAGCUCGAGGCCGAGCAGGCCAAGUCGGCCGACCUCGCCAGCCAACUCGAGGCGGCCAAGAGCGAGGCCGGUGACUCGGGCAAGCAGAUCGAGGAGGAGCGCGCCAAGGCCGCUGAGUUCGAGCGUCAGCUCGAGGAGGAGAAGACCAAGGCCGCCGACGCCGCCCAGCAGCUCGAGGAGGCCAAGAGCAAGGCCACCGAGCUCGAGGGCCAGCUCGAGGGGGAGAAGAGCAAGGCCGCCGACGCCGCCAAGCAGCUCGAGGAGGAGAAGAGCCGGGCCACCGACGCUGUCAAGCAGCUCGAGGAGGCGCAGAAGCGAACGGGCGAUCUGGAGAGCCAGCUCAAGGAGGAACAGACUAAGGCCGGCGACAACUGGAGGCAGUUCGAGGAGGAGAAGAGCCGAUCCGGUGACCUGGAGCGGCAGCUCAAGGAGGAGCAGACCAAGGCCGGCGACAACUGGAGGCAGUUCGAGGAGGAGAAGAGCCGAUCCAGCGAUGCCGAACGACAGCUCGAGGAGGCCAAGGCCAAGACCGCCGAGCUGGAGAAGUUGCUCGAGGAGGAGAAGCAGAAGUCGGCCGGGCUCGACAAGCAGCUGGAGGACGAGAGGAACAGGGCCGAGUUGAGCCAGAAGAAGGAGGAGACGCCCGAGGCCAACGGAACGGAGGAGAACGGCUCGGAAGAGGCUGUCCCCGCCGAGUCCUCGUGA
Acanthamoeba castellanii str. Neff is the source of this 3162-nucleotide messenger RNA. Its product is annotated as M protein repeat-containing protein. The transcript is spliced from 3 exons. The coding region runs from base 1 to 3162 and encodes 1053 amino acids. NCBI's taxonomy places the organism in Eukaryota, Discosea, Longamoebia, Acanthamoebidae. The record is from RefSeq and is a predicted model, not a curated record.